Messenger RNA from Rhipicephalus sanguineus (brown dog tick), 1797 nucleotides. Its product is annotated as solute carrier family 22 member 7-like. Lineage: Eukaryota; Metazoa; Arthropoda; Arachnida; Ixodida; Ixodidae. Gene Ontology annotation, molecular function: transmembrane transporter activity. The record is from RefSeq and is a predicted model, not a curated record. Gene Ontology annotation, biological process: transmembrane transport. Bases 1 to 1797 code for a protein of 598 amino acids. The transcript is spliced from 2 exons.
AUGCCUGCUCUACUGCUCCGUGGUCCCGCGGGUGUUAGCCUGCACCGGUACCCGUGGGACACAAACUGCGUGAAGCGUGAAUCCGGUGACGAGAACAUUCCGCUCGGCGACGGAUCCUUUCAAAAACGAGUUCUGAUCAUCACCGUCUUCACCGGUGCCGUCUACUACGCCCAGAUCCUGCUCUUCUGGAUGACGUGGCGCGAGAUGGACCACUGGUGUCGUCGACCGAGCGGUUUUGCCAACAUGAGCGUGGCCGCGUGGAAGGAGUUGGCUAUCCCGCGUUUCGCCAACGGAAGUUACAGCCACUGCACGGUGCGCGUACCGCCGCACGGCGGCAACUGGGCCCGCGUCGAGCCUUGCGUCGAGUGGGAGUUCGACAUGGACGAGCACGGCAACACCGCAGUCAGCCAGUGGAGCGUCGUCUGCGAGCGGCGACGUCUGGCCGACGUCGCCCAGGGUGCGCAUAUGGCCGCCAUGAUCGUCGCGUUCUUUGUACUUGGCCCCAUAGCCGACCACAUUGGCCGUAAAACGGUCGGAGUCCUGGCCCUCGCGGCUUCGCUGAUCACGCUUGCGGCGACCAGCGUUGCCACCGACCUCCAGACGUUCAUCGUUGUGCGUUCAGUCGCAGCAGCAGCGACGGCCGGCCUAUUCGUUUUCAAAGUGCUGCUGUACGAAAUCACCACCAUGACCCGCCGACUACUCUACACCGCCUUCGGCACGACGCUUUCGUUUGUUUUUCCGCAUUUACUUCUCACUAUCGCAAUUACAUUGAAGGUGAGUUGGACUGUGUGCCACUCUCUGUUGGCACUAUUUGCCUUGGUUCUGCUCGCCGCUUUCCACGUGCUCGACGAAUCGCCAUCUUGGCUCAUAGCCGCGCACCGCGAAGACGAAGCCAAGCGCGUUGCACUGAGAGUAGCCAACAUCAACCAGGCUCCCAUAAGCGACUGCCAGGAGUUCUUCAAGAAACGCAUGUACAGAGCACAGCACCUACCUGAUGGAACCACAGGGACAAUCCAAGCUAGCCACGUGAAGAGACAGGACCUCAGACUGACGUACGCUCUCACCGUCUUCAUCUGGACUGUCCUCGGCUUCACGCACGUUCACUUCAGUAUAAGCAGCCCUACCGCGCGUAACACCUACGUUCGCGCCCUCAUCGACGCCGGCAUCGUGCCCGUGCUCCUGGCUGUGUGGCCUCGUUUGGAAAAUGGACGCCGUGUCAGAAACGUGGCGGCGAACUCAGCGCUUGUGUUCAGUGCUUCGUCGGCACUCUUUUUCUCCCUGUACACUGCUAAUGACACAGCUUUGAGUACGGUGCUGUUGGUGGUGAUGCGCCUUGCAUUUCUACUUGUCAAAUUUCUCGAAUUUUACCUCACCCUUGCCGCUUUUCCGACAGAGUCACGGUGUACCGGUUCUUCCGUCGGCCUAGCUUUCUACGUGAUAGGCACUGCGACCGGACUCGUGACGUUCCUUCGCGUUCUCAAGAGCCGCGAAGACAGUGCACUAGCCGCGGAAACGAUGCUAAUGGCGGCUACUGCUGUGGCCAUAGUCUACGUGCCCUCGGCGGACGUCUUUCUAUUAACAAGUAUUGACUCUGUAACCCCAGUGUCACUGCCCUCCAAGCAGAGUCCUGUGGAUAGCGCACAGCCUCCAUGUUCGUCCGCAGUACCUGUGGUUGCCGAGGCUGAGACCAAAGCGUCGCCUGCUGAUGUGCGCCUGGCCGCUAGGAAAAAGGCAAAAGCGAAGCAAAUGCCUGAGCAGUACGCUGUUCGUGCCUCGGGGCUGCCGAUGAACUGGUAA